AUGCUGUUUUUCUGCUCCUAUUAUGAUCAUUUAUCCAGCUGUGAGACGCUCAUGUUCGGCUGGUUUCAGUCUUUAAAUUCAACGCAUGACAGUGCUAAUGAGCAACAAGCAGGUUUAACAUGUGACGUGAAGGAAUACGCUGAAUACAGAGGGAUAGAUACUGAAUUAAUGAUGUUUAUGGGAGUUUGCACGCUCCCAAAAACAAGAUUAGAUCAUCCAGGGUGUGUUUAUCAUCGAAAUGUUGGUUAUUGUGCGUCGGUAACGUCUUUUAAAACCUCGGGCACAGGAAUAACAAAAUACAGAAAAAGGGAAUAUACGGUGGCCUGGAAGUGCAAAACACAACCACAAAUCCCAAAACACGACAGCAUCGUCUGUCUUCUUCUUCUUCAUUUUAGUUUAAUGGCCGUUUACUCCGCUGGGGGUGGAGUACUACUGCCACCUGCUGGAUGUCGGAACAGGAAAGUAAACACGAACAUGGACUCGGAAAGCGAAAGUGUACUCGAAAUUAUCCAGCAAUAUUUUGAUGCAGGACACAAAUAUGACGUAAUAGUCGACAUGUUGUCGACUAUUCACGGCAUUAGCAUGAGAAUUCGAACGCUGAAGACCCACUUAAAAAAAGCUGGCUUGUUUAGACUACAACUAAACUACAACGAAGAAGAAGAAGAAGACAGACGAUGCUGUCAUGUUUUGUGA
This is a messenger RNA of Xyrichtys novacula (pearly razorfish), 693 nucleotides long. Lineage: Eukaryota; Metazoa; Chordata; Actinopteri; Labriformes; Labridae. The record is from the annotation of a GenBank genome assembly.